GGCACGGGGGGCUGCGCGGACGCCGGAGCCGGAGUCGGAGCCUGGUCCGGAGCCGGAGCGGCACCAUGUCCACGCAGCGGCUCCGGAACGAGGACUACCAUGACUACAGCUCCACGGACGUCAGCCCAGAAGAGACCCCGUCCGAAGGCCUGAGCAACUUUUCCCCGGGCUCCUACCAGCGUUUUGGGGAUAGCAACGGCACAACAUGGUUCCAGACGUUGGUCCACCUGCUGAAAGGCAACAUUGGCACCGGACUCCUGGGGCUCCCUCUGGCGGUGAAAAAUGCAGGCAUUUUGAUGGGCCCCCUCAGCUUGCUGUUGAUGGGCAUCGUGGCCGUGCACUGCAUGGGCAUCCUGGUGAAAUGUGCUCACCACUUCUGCCAAAGGCACAACAAGCCCUUUGUGGACUAUGGGGACACCGUGAUGUAUGGACUGGAAUCCAGCCCCAUCUCCUGGCUUCGGAACCACGCCCACUGGGGAAGGCACACCGUGGACUUCUUCCUGAUCGUCACUCAGCUGGGGUUCUGCUGUGUGUAUUUUGUAUUCCUGGCUGACAACUUCAAACAGGUGAUAGAAGCGGCCAAUGGAACCACCAACAACUGCCACAACAACGAGACGGUGAUCCUGACUCCCACCAUGGACUCAAGACUCUACAUGAUCACCUUCCUGCCCUUCCUAGUGCUGCUGGUUUUCAUCAGGAACCUCCGCGCCCUGUCCGUCUUCUCCUUGUUGGCCAACAUCACCAUGCUGGUCAGCCUGGUCAUGAUCUACCAGUUCAUCGUGCAGAGCAUCCCAAACCCCAGCCGCCUCCCCUUGGUUGCGUCUUGGAAUACCUACCCGCUGUUCUUCGGCACGGCCAUUUUCGCAUUUGAAGGCAUCGGGAUGGUAAGAGCUGCGGCGCUCGGUUUCCUUGGUGCCAUAGGCGUGCUGGAGCUCCGCUUCGAGCUGUACCAGUCGGUGAAGCUGCUCUACUCCGUCGGCAUCUUCUUCACCUACGCCCUCCAGUUCUACGUCCCCGCAGAGAUCCUCGUCCCCUUUUUUGUGUCCCGGGCGCCAGAGCGCUGCGGACUGCUGGUGGAUCUGUCCGUGCGGAUGGCCAUGGUCUGCCUGACAUGCAUCUUGGCCAUCCUCAUCCCCCGCCUGGACCUGGUCAUCUCCCUGGUGGGCUCCGUGAGCAGCAGCGCCCUGGCCCUCAUCAUCCCGCCGCUCCUGGAGAUCACCACCUACUACUCCGAGGGCAUGAGCCCCCUCACCAUCGCCAAGGACGCCCUCAUCAGCAUCCUGGGCUUUGUGGGCUUCGUGGUGGGCACCUACCAGGCUCUCUACGAGCUCAUCCAGCCAAUCAACGGCCCCAUCGUCAUCAACUCCACCAGUGCCUUUGUGUAGGCUCUUGGUGCAAAGGCUGCCCCAGCCAACCCUACCCUGCGACCCCCCCUACUGGUCCCUGUCCUCAGAGCCCCAGGAGACUCCAGGCU
Echinops telfairi (small Madagascar hedgehog) is the source of this 1474-nucleotide messenger RNA. RefSeq names its product proton-coupled amino acid transporter 1. Gene Ontology annotation, biological process: proton transmembrane transport; proline transmembrane transport; L-alanine transport. Gene Ontology annotation, molecular function: L-proline transmembrane transporter activity; L-alanine transmembrane transporter activity; glycine transmembrane transporter activity. Gene Ontology annotation, cellular component: vacuolar membrane. The transcript has 10 exons. Bases 66 to 1385 code for a protein of 439 amino acids. NCBI's taxonomy places the organism in Eukaryota, Metazoa, Chordata, Mammalia, Afrosoricida, Tenrecidae. The record is from RefSeq and is a predicted model, not a curated record.